Messenger RNA from Drosophila eugracilis, 1296 nucleotides. RefSeq names its product selenide, water dikinase 2 (gene Sps2). NCBI's taxonomy places the organism in Eukaryota, Metazoa, Arthropoda, Insecta, Diptera, Drosophilidae. Gene Ontology annotation, biological process: L-selenocysteine biosynthetic process. The transcript is spliced from 4 exons. Gene Ontology annotation, cellular component: cytoplasm. Gene Ontology annotation, molecular function: selenide, water dikinase activity; ATP binding. The record is from RefSeq and is a predicted model, not a curated record.
AUCACUAGCCAGGCAUACUAUUUACUUUACACCAGCUGUUUUUCAAGUCAGAUCUUCGAAGCGUGCACAUAAUGUUUCGACCUGAAAAGUAUGGGCUUGAGCCCGGAUUUCAGUUAACCAAAUUUACCACCCACACUGGAUGAAGCUGUAAAAUCCCCCAAAAAGUACUUGAAAAGUAUCUAAGGGGAACAGAAAUAGCUAGUAAGAACAAUGAUGGAUAUCUUAUCGGCUCUGGAAUGGAUUGUGCAGUUAUACCUCUACACCGGCACAAAGAAUACUUACUCGUUCAAAGUGUUGACUUUUUUUAUCCUAUGGUGAAUGAUCCGGAAUUAUUAGGACGUAUUGCACUUGCUAAUGUCUUAAGUGAUGUCUAUGCUGUUGGGGUGACGAAUUUUGAUACUGUGGAAAUAAUUGUCAGUUCAUCAACAAGCUUUUCUGAUGAAGAACAAGACACUGUAAUUUCAUUGAUUAUAAAGGGUUUUAAAAACUCCUUAAACCAAAAUGGUUAUCAUAAAACCCCACUAGUUAUUAAACAACUCAAGAUAAAUCCUUGGUGCAUUGUUGGUGGCAUAGCCACAUCUGUCUGCCGUAGAGAUGAGAUAAUUUUGCCAUCUAAUGCCCAGCCUGGUGAUGUUUUGGUCCUUACAAAACCCUUGGGAGGUCAGAUGGCGAUGGAUGCUCACCUUUGGCAACUUAACAAAACUGAAAAGUACAACACACUGAUAUCUGAAUGUUGUGACGAUGAUAUAAGGGAAACUUUCCAAAUAGCAGUUAAAUCGAUGACUUAUUUGAACAAAAACGCGGCAUUGUUAAUGCACAAAUAUCAAGCGCAUUGUGCUACGGAUAUUACGGGUUUUGGGUUGUUGGGUCAUGCCAAUAACCUAGUUCAUUUCCAAAAGAAAAAGGUCUUAUUCAAAAUUGACAAAUUGCCAAUUAUUAAAAAUGUACUCAAAUUUAGUUCUUUGAUUGGCCAAAGCACAAAGUUCCGUUCAGGAAGAUCAGUAGAAACCUCUGGAGGUCUUUUAAUUUGUCUUUCCCCAGAUUCGGCUGAUAAAUUUUGCCAGGAGUUUGAUAAAAUUACAAAAGGUCAGCAAAAAUCAUUCAAAAUUGGACAAGUAAUAGCUGCAAAAGAGUCUGAAGCAAUUCUGUGUAACGAUGUAGAGUUUAUUGAAGUUAGCCUUUAAUUAAGUGGUGAAGAUUGAUCAUUCAACUUAUGACGAUUAUUUCAUAAAGGCUUUUUGGCUUGGAAAUAUUCUGAACAUUUAUUUGAAAUAAAUUUGAUGAUUAACCUACCUA